AAUACACAGCCACACUAGCAAGAAAAUUAAUGAAAAACACAUGAAGAAAACUAUUUUUGCAUCUAAUUAAAUCAAGUGCAGCGUGCUUUUCCCAGCGCCAGUGAUAACUUCAAGCGCCUUCAGUUGAAGUUACGCCCAUCGCGCGACUUUCGAGAAAAUCUUCUUUUUGGAGGCUUACACAAAGGUAGUCCAGGGAUUUUAAGAUCGCCAUGGACUCAGCCACGAAUCUGCUGGAGCGCCAGAGCUCGACGGACAACAUGAGCAACGCCGAGGUGGAGGUGACCACCAACGUUAAGACCACCUUUGGCAUGGACUCUGCCGGGAACUCCUCCGCGGAGGCGGUGACCACCACCACGGCCACGCUGCGAGGCAGUGGCAGCGACGAGGUGGAGGAGGACAUCUUCGAACAAGUGAAGAUGAUACUGCGCAAACGUCGCGGCUGGGGACCCGAGGAUUCGCUAAGCGCCAAUGACUUGGAUCUACUGGAGUACGACGACGAGCUGGGCGAGGAGGAUGAUGCAGGCUGUCCUCUGCCCUCUACCCCCGAGGACACACAGCUCAUUGAGGCGGAGAUGACGGAAGUGCUGAAGGCUGGCGUUCUAUCCGAUGAAAUAGAUCUGGGCGCACUGGCCCACAAUGCCGCUGAGCAGGCGGAGGAGUUUGUUCGCAAGGUCUGGGAGGCUAGCUGGAAGGUUUGCCACUAUAAAAACCUACCUAAAUGGCUGCAGGAUAACGACUUCCUGCACCGUGGUCAUCGCCCACCUUUGCCCUCGUUCCGCGCUUGCUUCAAAUCGAUUUUCCGUGUCCACACGGAAACGGGCAACAUCUGGACACAUCUGCUGGGCUGCAUCGCAUUCAUUGGCGUAGCUACUUACUUCAUAACCCGACCGUCGGUGGAGAUUCAAACACAAGAGAAGAUCGUUUUCGGCGCCUUCUUCAUCGGGGCCAUUGUGUGCCUGGGAUUCUCGUUUGCCUUUCACACACUUAGCUGUCACUCCGUAGAGAUGGGAAGACUGUUUUCUAAACUAGACUACUGUGGAAUUGCGCUGCUGAUCAUGGGCUCCUUUGUACCCUGGCUGUACUAUGGCUUUUACUGUCAUUACCAGCCGAAGGUCAUAUACCUGUCGGUGGUGUGUGUGCUGGGCGUUCUCUCCAUCGUUGUCUCGCUAUGGGACAAGUUCUCAGAGCCGGGACUUCGGCCAUUGCGCGCGGGCGUGUUCAUGAGCUUUGGCCUGUCCGGUGUUAUUCCAGCGAUUCACUACAGCAUCAUGGAGGGCUGGUUCAGCCAAAUGAGCCGCGCCAGUCUGGGUUGGCUAAUUCUCAUGGGCCUGCUCUACAUCCUGGGUGCUCUUAUGUAUGCACUCCGUGUCCCCGAGCGCUGGUUCCCCGGAAAGUUUGACAUUUGGGGUCAAUCUCAUCAGAUAUUCCACAUACUGGUCAUUGCGGCCGCCUUUGUGCAUUACCAUGGGAUAUCCGAAAUGGCAAUGUACCGAGUGAUGUACAGCGAGUGCACCGUUCCCAUAGAACCAAUAACCUUCUAGAAGCUGGAGUGAAAUGCCAAGGAACAAUCAUCAGAAAGAGUAACCACAUACAAUCCAUGCAUAAUUACUCAUAAAACAUUAAUUAAAGCGAACUAGCGCAGUUUUACAAUGCAGCCUUUUUAGCGUUUGGUGAGCAUUUGUACCUUGUUAUACGAGUCCGACAGAAGCAAAUUCACGACACAAAGAAACAUAACUUCAAAUUUAUGCGCAUUUAUCAUCAAGAUCCUGCUAAAUUUUAGAAAUGAAUAGUAGCGAAACAGUUGAUUGUCGAAUGGAUUCUCCGCUAGAUUAAUUAAUACAUGUACAAUUAUUUAUAAAA
Molecule: messenger RNA, 1860 nt
Organism: Drosophila serrata
Lineage: Eukaryota; Metazoa; Arthropoda; Insecta; Diptera; Drosophilidae
Gene: AdipoR
Product: adiponectin receptor
Biological process (GO): adiponectin-activated signaling pathway
Cellular component (GO): plasma membrane
Molecular function (GO): signaling receptor activity
Source: RefSeq, a predicted model, not a curated record